AAUAAAUAAAAUACAUCUUGUUAAUACAAGUCCAUUUAUUUCAUAAAUCUAUCAAAUACAUAAAACACGUUCUAAAAAUGCAUUAUAAUUUUGGUUUUAUAAAAUAUUUCUUUGUACUGCAUGUAGUACCUACAAUAUUAUAUGAUUAUAUAAAUGUAUAUAAUUUUGCAACACCCUGAUAUGAUUAGUACCCUUUUUUCAUGAAAUGAGACAAUCUAACAAGCUGUUUGGAGUUAUGUUAUUCGAUUUUCACAUCUAUGGAAGUAAUCAUAAGAUACAA
Spodoptera exigua (beet armyworm) is the source of this 280-nucleotide messenger RNA. The record is from the annotation of a GenBank genome assembly. Lineage: Eukaryota; Metazoa; Arthropoda; Insecta; Lepidoptera; Noctuidae.